Mycena indigotica is the source of this 2370-nucleotide messenger RNA. Its product is annotated as Non-specific serine/threonine protein kinase. Gene Ontology annotation, cellular component: cytoplasm. Bases 1 to 2370 code for a protein of 789 amino acids. Gene Ontology annotation, molecular function: protein serine/threonine kinase activity; ATP binding. The transcript is spliced from 7 exons. The record is from RefSeq and is a predicted model, not a curated record. Lineage: Eukaryota; Fungi; Basidiomycota; Agaricomycetes; Agaricales; Mycenaceae. Gene Ontology annotation, biological process: protein phosphorylation; intracellular signal transduction; regulation of MAPK cascade.
AUGUCCUAUACGGGUUCGACUGCCCUUAAUCCUUCACGCCCAGCACCCACACCGAGCAUGUAUUCGAGCCAGUCAUCGCUCGCCACGAAUGGCUACAACCCCGCCUUCACUUUCAAUCCCAACUCAGCCUCGGGUUCGUCUUACUCAACCUCUUACUCAGGCAUCGGCGGAUCUCCAUCUUCGUCGGGCAGCGUAGCGGGCGCUGUUGUUCGGCAAGGCCCAGUCAGCGUCAAAGAAGAGGGCACGCUGACCAGUUGGAUAUGGAAGGUCAAAUGGCUCAUUCUUAAGGACAUGACCCUUACCCUCCACAAAUCCGAGACCGCUCCCCAACAAAUCGUCAUCCUCCUCCGCGAUAUCACAAGCAUCGAACGAACCGACCUCAAGCCAUACUGUCUACUAAUGGAGACACAGGACAGGAAACGGUACUACUUUUCGCUCAAGAGUGACGAGGAGCUGUAUGGCUGGCAAGACGAUAUCUACUCCCGCUCCCCGCUUAUGGGGUUCAGCAAUCCGACCAACUUUGUCCACAAAGUCCAUGUUGGUUUUGAUCCAGUCAGCGGCGCGUUUACUGGGAUGCCCGAUCAAUGGAGCAAGCUGCUCACCAAAUCCGCCAUUACUCGCGAGGACUAUGCCAAAGACCCUCAGGCGGUGUUGGAUGUGCUCGAAUUCUACACAGAUCACCAGAAACGUGAGAUGGAGCGAGAGAGGGAACGAGAAAUGAUGAUGAUGGCCGACACCAGUGCGCCAGCUCGUUUCAACGCUGGUACUGGCCUCGGCGGCAUGACUAUGAUGGGAGGCUCCACUUCUUCAUUAACGGAGCGCCCUGGCAUGAAACGACAAGAUUCGGCGCCGCCUGGCCUUGAUACAAACACAUCUCUCUCAUCUAUUUCUCCUCCUCGACCCGCUCAACCCCAACCUCAACUACAAUCAACACGUCCUGCCCCCCCACGCCCUCUUCUCACCGGAACUCGGCCCGCUCCCGCGGCCCCCCCACUCAACGGUUCUUCUGCCCAAGCAAAGACUGGUGGGGAUUUGCCGUCGUCUGCGGAUCUUCGAGCCCGACAGAAGGCAACUGGGCCGCCGACGACUACAGCUCCCCUUCCAUUACGCAAGGACUCACUCCAAACACCAAGCGCUCAACAGCAACGAGCCGAGCAACGAGCCGAGGCGGCCAAACGAGAAAGGGAGAGAGAAUUACAAGCACAGAAAGAGCGCGAACAGGAGCAACAGCAACAACAACAACAACAACAACAAGAGAGACCCCCCUUGGGCCCUCCAAGCAAGACAGCACCUAUACCCAAUGCCUCCUCCAAUACCGCUGCCGGAGCAACCGCUGGUCCUCCGCCAGUCAAACCUCUUCAGCCUGCCAAAAAGCCUUUGAUUCAGUUCGAAGAAAAGCCGGCGACCGGCGGUCAAGGAGUUGCUGCUGCCGCUGCUGCCUUGGAGAAGAAGGGAGGAGAUUUGAAGGAGAAGCGCAUCAGCACUAUGACUGAGGUCCAGAUUAUGGAGAAGUUGAGGCAGGUCGUAUCGGAUGACGACCCCAAGACACUAUACAGCAAGAUUAAGAAGGUCGGGCAAGGUGCUUCGGGUCAUGUCUAUGUGGCCAAAACACUCGCGACCGGCAAAAAGGUCGCCAUCAAAGAGAUGGACCUCUCCCACCAGCCGCGCAAGGAAUUGAUUGUGAACGAGAUUCUCGUCAUGAAGGAAUCACAACACCCCAAUAUCGUCAACUUCCUGGAGAGUUACCUCGUAAAGAGCAACGAGCUCUGGGUCGUGAUGGAGUACAUGGAGGGUGGCGCGUUGACGGAUAUAAUUGAGAACAACUCGCUCGAGGAGGACCAAAUCAGUUCCAUUUGCUUUGAGACAUGCAAGGGUCUCGGACACCUCCACAGCCAGAGCAUCAUCCAUCGAGACAUCAAGUCGGACAAUGUUCUUCUCGAUGCUGCAGGCCGAGUUAAAAUCACUGACUUUGGGUUCUGCGCCAAACUCACGGAUCAAAAAUCCAAGCGAGCAACGAUGGUCGGUACACCGUAUUGGAUGGCCCCCGAAGUCGUGAAGCAAAAGGAGUAUGGUGCGAAAGUUGACAUCUGGUCGCUUGGGAUCAUGGCUAUCGAGAUGAUUGAGAAUGAGCCGCCGUACUUGGACGAAGAACCGUUGAAGGCGCUCUAUCUGAUCGCAACCAACGGAACACCGACCCUGAAGAAGCCUGAAGCGCUCAGCCGCGAGCUCAAAGGCUUCUUGGCAGUGUGUCUGUGUGUUGACGUGAGCAGUCGGGCGACCGCGAAUGAGCUUUUAGAGCACGAAUUCUUGAAGAAAGCAUGCGCAUUGGCCGGGCUUGCGCCGUUGUUACGGUUCAAGACCAAGGCGUGA